This is a messenger RNA of Nannospalax galili (Upper Galilee mountains blind mole rat), 2925 nucleotides long. It is a transcript of the gene Rap2a, whose product is annotated as RAP2A, member of RAS oncogene family. The record is from RefSeq and is a predicted model, not a curated record. Gene Ontology annotation, cellular component: plasma membrane. The transcript has 2 exons. Gene Ontology annotation, molecular function: GTPase activity; GTP binding; GDP binding. Lineage: Eukaryota; Metazoa; Chordata; Mammalia; Rodentia; Spalacidae. Gene Ontology annotation, biological process: negative regulation of cell migration; Rap protein signal transduction. The coding region runs from base 98 to 649 and encodes 183 amino acids.
GCCGUGAGGUGGGGGCGGCCCGGGAAGGCGGCGCGGCCGCGAGCGGGCAGAGGUCUAUGUCGCGGGCGGCGGCGGCGGCGACGGCCGCGGAGGGACGAUGCGCGAGUACAAAGUGGUGGUUCUGGGCUCGGGCGGGGUUGGCAAAUCCGCCCUGACCGUGCAGUUCGUGACCGGCACCUUCAUCGAGAAAUACGACCCCACCAUCGAGGACUUCUACCGCAAGGAGAUCGAGGUGGACUCGUCGCCGUCGGUGCUGGAGAUCCUGGACACGGCGGGCACCGAGCAGUUCGCGUCCAUGCGGGACCUGUACAUCAAGAAUGGCCAGGGCUUCAUCCUGGUCUACAGCCUGGUCAACCAGCAGAGCUUCCAGGACAUCAAGCCUAUGAGGGACCAGAUCAUCCGCGUGAAGCGGUAUGAGAAAGUGCCAGUCAUCCUGGUUGGGAACAAAGUGGACCUGGAGAGUGAGAGAGAAGUGUCCUCCAAUGAAGGGCGAGCCUUGGCCGAAGAGUGGGGCUGCCCCUUUAUGGAGACUUCUGCUAAGAGUAAAACAAUGGUGGACGAACUCUUUGCAGAAAUUGUGAGGCAGAUGAACUAUGCGGCUCAGCCUGACAAAGAUGACCCGUGCUGUUCUGCCUGUAACAUACAAUAGCAUCUGAACAUGGCAGUCCUGGACAGGAUUUGCCCAGGCUCGUAGGCGAAAGAAGCCUCGUUCUACCCCACUGCAGUUUGUAGGACGCGUGGUGUGAAUCCAUAGUGAGCUGCAGCCCUCAUUCAGAAACAAGCAGCAAUGGUCAGUUGAUGUCUCUGAGUACCUGUGGGUUCAGUAACUACACUUUCCACCAUUGUCCUCAGUCUUCUGUGCACAUCUGCAACUUGAAGGCACAGGCCAUCGAUCUACAGGGUGAUCUCAUUUGAAGUGAUGAUGGCAUCGCCGCCGAGUUGACAGAAGCAACUGCUGUAUAAAUUAAAAAGAAUCAUGAGAGAGAAACCACAAGAAUUCUAUGACCAUUUACAAUUAAAAUAUUUUGUCGUCUUUAGAAAAAAAGUAAAGGAGAAAUAUUUUCCUACGAGAGUACUGAAUUUCAGGAAUUGGUGUAGAGCUUCUAGCCAGUGUGUUGGAUCAAGUAACAGCUGGCCUGCCAACAGCAUUGCAGGGAGUCUUCCAUCAGCUGACACGGUUCUGUUUCUCAAAAUUGAUGCUUAAUCGUAGAUGUUAUCCUAAUCUGUGACAUGGAAUUCACUCAUGCAUCAAUCCUCAAUAGAGUAAAAGUCACAAGGUUGUAUGAAAAAUACAGUCUGGCUUUAGAAUGUGUUAAAUCACCUGCUUUGCCACUCAAAACAGAGGCUCUCACAAGAGUUUGAUGAGAACUGAAAGCGCACACCCAUCCAGGAUGGUCUUUAUGUACUAGAAGGAAGCAGCUGAGAUGGAGAGAUCGCCUAGCCUUACUAACAAGAGCAUUGUAGUCGAUUACCCAGUACCAUCACGUAAGGAAAAUGAAGCCAUGUUGCAUCCACAUGUCCCCGUUUGCAGAAACCUCACAGGACAGUACAGAUACCUGGCAUUUCUGUGUUCAUUAAAGCAGCCAGUUCCUCCUUGCCUUUAAGGGCUAUGGUUGUGAUGUGACCCUUGGCUAACCUGCUUUGGAAAUCCAGUUUGCUGUAGUAGAGCUGUAUUUGCAGGCAUUUUUUUAAAAUUGAAUAACCAUGUGAUAUAAUUUGGGCUUAAAAGUAGAACAUAAAUUAUAGAGUGGAAGGUAAGGGAUAAAAAGCCUUUUAUCUUCCAUUUUCUUGGAGAAUUACAGAAAGGUUUUCUUGUACCAGUUUUGCCCUGAUUACUGAAGUGGCAGGUCCUGCUAGAGUGAAUAGUUCAUUUUGAAAAGGUGCUCAGCUCUGACAUUUUUGGUUUUCAUAGCCUUGAAGUGUUUAUCAUUUGCAUGAAAAAAUGGCACAGGAAAAACCUAUUCAGGAGUUUCACAAUCAAGCUUAGAAGGGUUUCACCUCACCUCAGAGAUGUAAAGGCUGAAGAGAUUGUCUUGAGCCCGUCCUCUGGAGAUAACUGCAAUGUCACUGAGCCUGCAAUGUACUUAGUGCCCACACCUUCUUGGUUCCACAGUCUUGUGCAAGUAACCUCUGGUCUUAACGAGUGUAACUGAGAGAAGAGUGUGUGUUUGUGUGUGCAUGUGUGUUUAUUGUUCCUAAGAAUUUGGCACAAAUCAGAGAUAAUUGCCUAUACUGAGAAUCGAUACUGCAGAAUAUAAUGUAUAAAACACAUUUUUUAAAUUAUUUGUCUCCUCUAUGUCAUUGAAGCAUCAGUAGCCCCCAAGUAUUUAGUAACUGACAUUGAGCUCAGAGGAUAGAAGAAAGUCAUGGUAUUUUUCAUGUCUGAGAAAACCGAAGAAAUAAUGUGAAAGCAGGCCGUGGUUGUGAGUCGUUCAAUUGUGAAUAUUUAAAAUCUUCAGUAUCAUUUUCUCCAGUUAGGAAGUACCUUGUUUAGAAGAAAAAAAGUUUUAAUCAGUUUUCUUGGAACAAAUUUCAUUAUGUAAAAGUUGAUUUGAUUCAGAGAUACAGAGAAAUCAGAUUCAAGAAGUAUGUUUUACUAAAUCUACUAAAAUAGAUGUAUUAGUGAAUUGAUUGAAUUCUGAAGCCUCUAACUUGUCAGACUAACUCUGAUUUUAGAAUCCCAUAAUUAAUAGCAAUUUUAUGACAACUAAGAUCACAUAUUAGAAACAGCUCUAUAGAUUCCACAGUUUAUAUCGUGGAUGUCUAUGCAGACAUGAAAAAGGUGAAAUAACCUGAAAGGGCUGACAAAAUGUAAGGUAAAGGUGUUUGUCAGAUGACUGCAGGCUUUCCUGUAAGAUGUCCCUAAGAACUGACUUGGCUACCUGAUCAGUGUUUGCACCAACCCUCACAGACAGUGACCGGGCA